Protopolystoma xenopodis is the source of this 876-nucleotide messenger RNA. NCBI's taxonomy places the organism in Eukaryota, Metazoa, Platyhelminthes, Monogenea, Polystomatidea, Polystomatidae. The record is from the annotation of a GenBank genome assembly.
GAGGAAGGUGCCGAUCUGCGCAACGGCGUUGAGGAAAAUUUAUUGCCAGAUUCUUACCUCAAUUCGACUUUAACUGAGCCACUACUCGUACCCGGUUUGAAGGACCUCUUUAAAUCGGAUUGCGUUCCACCUCCGCCACUACCACCGCCUCCUCGCCAAAGACCCAAGAGGCCUGCUCCACCACCUCCUCCUGUGGUCAGUGAAUUCUUCUCUUCCAUCUCUACAUCAACUGGUACGACCAAUUCUGAGUCUCCAAUUCCUACAUUGGCUUCGGCUUAUCAGCAGGUCACAGGUUCGUCUGAGAUGUUCCUGAGGCAGUUAACUGGCAACUUAGAGGCGAUGUCUCCAUGCGCUGACACCUCACCCUCGACCUCACCUUCUCCAAUUGAUAGGGAUUUGUCAUCCCAUGUCAGUCCGGGUUCUAGAUCUACUGCGCCAACACGCAUUUCUCUAUCCGCAUCACAAGCUUGCGCCUCACUAUCCUCCACUGCGGUCACUACUUCCAGCAUCCAAAUAUUGCAUACUACAUCAGAUGCAGCCUCUUUCCCUGUUUUCGUGCACUCAGGUCCCGCCGAGUGUAGUGGAGACGAUGCUUCUGUAGGCAUCGGUACUCAACCACGCCACGAAUUCCUCUUUUCCCAAGCCACAUCGAGCAGUAUAACUGCUCCACCGCGGCCACCACCUCCGAGGCUGGCAGCAUCUACUUCCUCGGGUCAAUUGCGGCGGCAGUCCUCAAAUGCGACAACUGCUGUAGGAGCAGUCUAUGGAUUGGAUGAGCAGAGGGCUCAGCGACAAUAUCAAAUGGAGCAAGGGAUCGGACUUCCUCCGACACCCAAGGUCCAUGUACGUCACCUUCCUUUUUUUAGAAUAGUUUAG